Telopea speciosissima is the source of this 1756-nucleotide messenger RNA. RefSeq names its product probable E3 ubiquitin-protein ligase RHC2A. Gene Ontology annotation, cellular component: cytoplasm. The transcript has a single exon. Lineage: Eukaryota; Viridiplantae; Streptophyta; Magnoliopsida; Proteales; Proteaceae. Gene Ontology annotation, molecular function: ubiquitin protein ligase activity. Gene Ontology annotation, biological process: protein ubiquitination. The record is from RefSeq and is a predicted model, not a curated record. Bases 338 to 1516 code for a protein of 392 amino acids.
GAGAAUUGGGAUUGAAUUUCUACUGGAUCGGUGAGAAAAAAAAGCGAAAUUUAGGGUUUUUUCUUUGUCUUCUUGUACUUGAGACCCUGAUUUCGGGCUAUUGACCUGGAAUUCUCUGUCUGAUUUCUUUCUUUGGUGGCUCAGAUUGUUGAGGAAAGUUAGGGAUUCUAAGUCUCUUUUCUCAGAUCUGUUGGGAGUUGGGAAUUCCGGUAUUUGAAGUAGUUCUCGUACUCCACUAUUGUUCCCAUUGUUUGAGGUUGUUGCCCAACGAUAAAACGCUAUUUUGAAGGUUUGUAAACACCGAAGGAGAUUGCUAGGGUUUGCAUACAGAACUCAGAUGUCUUCGGCUGGGUCUUCUUACUGGUGCUACAGAUGCAGUCGAUUAGUCAGGGUUUGGGGCCGAGAUCCCAUCGUUUGCCCAGAUUGUGAAGGGGGAUUUGUUGAAGAGAUCGAAAACCCUCCCCGGGCUGGACAUCCGGAGGCUCGACGCGGACGGUUCCCUUCAGCUGCCAUGUACAUGCUCGGUAAUCGACCGCCUUCUGAUCAGAACACCUAUCUAGGUUCACGCCGAAGCCGAAGGAAUGGAGGUGAGCGUUCACCUUUUAAUCCUGUUAUUGUCCUCAGAGGCUCUGCCGAUGGCAGUGGCGCCGAAGGUAGUGUUGAUGGUGGCGGCGGCGGUGGCGAGAGGGGAAGCUUUGAGCUGUACUACGAUGACGGUGCUGGUUCAGGCCUCCGUCCGCUGCCUGCUAGCAUGUCAGAUUUCUUGAUGGGAUCAGGCUUUGACCGCCUGCUCGAUCAGCUGGCCCAGAUCGAGGUCAACGGGGUUGGCCGCUGCGAGCAUCCCCCGGCUUCCAAGGCUGCCGUUGAGUCCAUGCCCACAAUCGAGAUCGUUGCCAGCCAUGUCGUCACUGAAUCCCACUGUGCCGUCUGUAAGGAACCUUUUGAGCUCGGUUCAGAGGCCCGUGAGAUGCCUUGUAAGCACAUUUACCAUCCCGAUUGCAUCCUCCCUUGGCUUUCUCUUAGAAAUUCUUGCCCUGUUUGCCGCCACGAAUUGCCUUCGGAUGUCCGUGGCAGAAACUCAGGCGAGUCUGAUGCAAGCCAAGAUGAACAAUCUCCGGCUGUGGCGGACGAAGACACGGUGGGUUUGACCAUAUGGAGGCUCCCUGGUGGUGGAUUUGCCGUUGGGAGGUUUUCUGGGGGUAGACGAGCUGCUGAACGUGAGCUUCCCGUUGUUUAUACAGAAAUGGACGGUGGGUUCAACACUGGAGGAGCACCAAGGAGGAUUUCAUGGACCUCCCGGGGAAGCAGAACAAGAGAGAGUGGGGGAUUGGGGCGGGUUUUCCGCAAUUUCUUGUCUUUCUUUGGGAGGCUUAGACCUUCGUCUUCUCCUUCGAUUCCAGAAUCUGCGGCUACCCGCAGAAGUCGACCUAGUUCGGUUUUCAAUAGAACAUCGCGAAGGCGCAGCAACAGCAGCGCUUGGACCGCGGAAGACAACGGUGGGAUUCCGAGAUGGUGAUUUGAACUUCGGUGCUGGGUGGGGAAGGCUGGAGACCAGUCAAGAAAAAGUCCCCCCCCCCCCCCCUCCUCCCCUUUUGUUUUUUGCUUCUUCAGCUAACGGUGUUCUCUAUCAAUCCUUUGGUCGAUUUGUAGUUCUAGUAUCAUUGGGGAAAGAGACAGAACUGUAGAAGGCAGCUCUUUAAUCACUGUACAUAUCAAGGAAUGAGAAAGAAGAAGAGAAUGUCCAGUAAUUAAGAAA